Molecule: messenger RNA, 1570 nt
Organism: Penaeus monodon (black tiger shrimp)
Lineage: Eukaryota; Metazoa; Arthropoda; Malacostraca; Decapoda; Penaeidae
Product: 26S proteasome regulatory subunit 10B
Exons: 7
Coding region: 352-1218 (288 amino acids)
Biological process (GO): positive regulation of RNA polymerase II transcription preinitiation complex assembly
Cellular component (GO): cytosolic proteasome complex; proteasome regulatory particle, base subcomplex
Molecular function (GO): ATP binding; proteasome-activating activity; ATP hydrolysis activity
Source: RefSeq, a predicted model, not a curated record
CACCAGAUGACAACAACAGAGAGAUAGUUAAGACGAAGGCGAAGAUGUCGUGGGCGAAAAGGGAGACAAUUCUCACGAUUAUCGCAGGCGGCAGCCAUUGAACCCGGGGGAGUCGACUCGAAAUUGAGGAAACAACGAGAGGAGAAGAAGGAGCUAGACAAACAGUAUGACAAGAGCGAGAAUGACCUCAAGGCCCUGCAGAGCGUCGGCCAGAUUGUUGGAGAGGUCCUGAAGCAGCUUACAGAGGAGAAGUUCAUUGUGAAGGCAACAAAUGGACCUCGAUAUGUGGUGGGAUGCAGGCGGCAGCUAGACAAGGGGAAGCUCAAGCCUGGUACUCGUGUAGCUUUGGACAUGACGACGCUAACCAUCAUGAGGUACUUACCACGUGAAGUUGAUCCCCUAGUCUACAACAUGAGUCAUGAAGACCCUGGUGAUGUCACAUACAAUCAGAUUGGUGGUUUGGCUGAGCAGAUCCGUGAACUCAGAGAGGUCAUCGAGCUUCCUCUCCUGAACCCUGAGCUGUUCCACCGUGUGGGAAUCUCUCCACCCAAGGGUUGUCUUCUGUAUGGUCCACCAGGCACAGGAAAGACCUUGCUGGCUCGUGCUGUUGCAUCUCAGCUCGACUGCAACUUCCUGAAGGUUGUGUCCAGUGCCAUUGUAGACAAGUACAUUGGUGAGUCUGCCCGUCUCAUCCGAGAAAUGUUCAACUAUGCACGUGACCAUCAACCUUGCAUUAUAUUUAUGGAUGAGAUUGAUGCCAUUGGUGGGAGAAGAUUCUCUGAGGGCACAUCAGCUGAUCGUGAAAUCCAGAGAACUUUGAUGGAGUUGCUAAAUCAGAUGGAUGGCUUUGAUUCUCUCGGCCAGGUCAAAAUGAUUAUGGCAACCAAUCGUCCUGACACCCUUGACCCUGCUCUCCUGCGUCCUGGCCGUCUGGAUAGGAAGAUUGAAAUUGCUCUCCCCAAUGAGCAAGCCAGGUUGGAGAUCUUAAAAAUCCACUCUGGUCCGAUCACAAAACGUGGAGAGAUCGAUUAUGAAGCUGUUGUGAAACUGUCUGAUGGCUUCAAUGGUGCUGAUCUCAGGAACGUUUGCACUGAAGCAGGUCUCUUUGCUAUUCGCAAUGAGCGUGACUAUGUAAUAGAGGAGGACUUUAUGAAGGCUGUACGCAAGGUUUCUGACAACAAGAAGUUGGAGACUAAAUUAGAUUACAAGCCUAUCUAAUCCAAUAAUGUAAGAUGCUGAAGUGUGUAUACAUGGUAUAUGCUAGCUUUUCUGUGACCACUUUUUCUUUAUAAGAUGUUAUUCCUGAAAUGUUUCUAAAGUCAUAGGGUUAUAGGGAAUUCUUUUUUAUUUAUUUAUUUUUUUCUUUCAACUGUUUUAAAUAAAGACUGGAAAAAUAAUAUAAAUGCAAAUGAAAAUCUUUCAUGCACAUAGAUGUUUUGUGGUGAAAGUUCCCGACUUCAUGUAGAAGUUAAAUAUAGGAAUAAAUGUGCUCAUAUUUUAAUAUUUAACUAACUUUUCAGCUUAUGGAACUUAUACAUGUAGAAAUCAAAGUAAACUUUUUUUUUUUGUA